Molecule: messenger RNA, 3360 nt
Organism: Panthera uncia (snow leopard)
Lineage: Eukaryota; Metazoa; Chordata; Mammalia; Carnivora; Felidae
Gene: PIAS3
Product: protein inhibitor of activated STAT 3
Exons: 14
Coding region: 497-2455 (652 amino acids)
Biological process (GO): regulation of transcription by RNA polymerase II; protein sumoylation
Molecular function (GO): SUMO ligase activity; zinc ion binding; transcription coregulator activity
Source: RefSeq, a predicted model, not a curated record
AUCACUUAACGUUCUCUAUGUAGGAGAGAAACAGGAUAUUAGUUCAGUUCCUGGUGGAUGGAGUAAACAGGUAAACAAGGAGGCAGCCUGGACUCAGUGAUUUACUAGGAAGCCCUUUGCCCCAAGAUUUUGUCAUCUGCUUCCCUGAAAAACAGGCCUGAGAGAGCAGUGGUUAUGUAAAUGAUGCUUAGAAAGGAUUUGGGGGAGUUACAGGCAUUGAACCCUGACCUGGAAACCCUGGCCACAGAAGCUUCAGAGGCUUGGGGAAAAUAGCUGAGGUGGAUUGAGGUGUUGGGAGGGGUGUACCAUGGGGCACAAUCCUCCAGCCACCUGCCCCCUUUCUUCCCUGUGGGGCUGUCUGGCCUGAAUCCUCUCCUCCCCCUCCUUCUCCCUGUCUCCUAGCCUCUUCCCAGGAAGCUAGGAUGGGUCUGAGAUUCUGAGAAAGAGCAGGAGAGGAGAUAAGCAGCUUAAAGGAGUGUCUAGGCUCAAGGCGGGGAUGGAGAUAGGAGGCCGUAGUGGACUCAGAGGUGUGCCUGUGGAUGACUUGCUGUCUGCCCCCUGCGCCACCUGGCCAACUUACAGGCAUAGGGAGCACAUGGUGAUGAGCUUCCGGGUGUCUGAGCUUCAGGUGCUGCUCGGCUUUGCUGGCCGGAACAAGAGUGGACGGAAGCACGAGCUCCUGGCCAAGGCCCUGCACCUCCUCAAGUCCAGCUGUGCCCCCAGUGUCCAAAUGAAGAUCAAAGAACUUUAUCGCCGCCGCUUUCCCCGGAAGACCCUGGGGCCCUCUGAUCUCUCCCUGCUCUCUCUGCCCCCCGGCACCCCUCCUGUCGGCUCCCCUGGUCCACUAGCUCCCAUUCCCCCGGCCCUCUUGGCCCCUGGCCCCCUGCUGGGCCCCAAGCGUGAAGUGGACAUUCACCCCCCUCUGCCCCAGCCCGUGCACCCUGACGUCACCAUGAAACCAUUGCCCUUCUAUGAAGUCUAUGGGGAGCUCAUCCGGCCCACCACCCUCGCGUCCACUUCCAGCCAGCGGUUUGAAGAGGCACACUUUACCUUUGCCCUCACACCCCAACAAGUGCAGCAGAUUCUCACCUCCAGAGAGGUUCUGCCAGGAGCCAAAUGUGACUAUACUAUACAGGUGCAGCUAAGGUUCUGUCUCUGUGAGACCAGCUGCCCCCAGGAAGAUUACUUCCCCCCCAACCUCUUUGUCAAGGUCAAUGGGAAACUGUGCCCCCUGCCGGGUUAUCUUCCCCCUACCAAGAAUGGGGCUGAGCCCAAGAGGCCCAGCCGCCCCAUCAACAUCACACCCCUGGCUCGACUCUCGGCCACUGUUCCCAACACCAUCGUGGUCAACUGGUCAUCUGAGUUUGGACGGAACUACUCCUUGUCUGUGUACCUGGUGAGGCAGUUGACUGCAGGGACCCUCCUACAAAAACUCAGAGCAAAGGGUAUCCGGAACCCAGACCACUCUCGGGCACUGAUCAAGGAGAAAUUGACCGCUGACCCGGACAGUGAGGUGGCCACUACAAGUCUCCGGGUGUCACUCAUGUGCCCGCUAGGGAAGAUGCGCCUGACAGUCCCUUGUCGUGCCCUCACCUGCGCCCACCUGCAGAGCUUCGAUGCUGCCCUUUAUCUACAGAUGAAUGAGAAGAAGCCAACGUGGACAUGUCCUGUGUGCGACAAGAAGGCUCCUUAUGAAUCUCUUAUCAUUGAUGGCUUAUUCAUGGAGAUACUUAAUUCCUGUUCGGAUUGUGAUGAGAUACAGUUCAUGGAAGAUGGAUCCUGGUGCCCAAUGAAACCCAAGAAGGAGGCAUCUGAGGUUUGCCCCCCGCCAGGGUAUGGGCUGGAUGGCCUCCAGUACAGCCCAGUGCAAGAGGGCAAUCCAUCAGAGAGUAAGAAGAAGGUUGAAGUUAUCGACUUGACAAUAGAGAGCUCAUCAGAUGAGGAGGACCUGCCCCCGACCAAAAAGCACUGUCCUGUCACCUCGGCUGCCAUUCCGGCUCUACCUGGAAGCAAAGGAGUCCUGACAUCUGGUCACCAGCCAUCUUCGGUGCUACGGAGCCCUGCCGUGGGCACACUGGGCGGGGACUUCCUGUCCAGUCUCCCACUACAUGAGUACCCACCUGCCUUCCCACUGGGGGCGGAUAUCCAAGGUUUAGAUUUAUUUUCUUUCCUUCAGACUGAGAGUCAGCACUAUGGUCCCUCCGUCAUCACCUCGCUAGACGAACAGGAUGCCCUUGGCCACUUCUUCCAGUACCGAGGGACCCCUUCCCACUUCCUGGGCCCACUCGCCCCCACACUGGGGAGCUCUCACCGCAGCACCACUCCAGCACCCCCUCCUGGCCGCGUCAGUAGCAUUGUGGCCCCUGGGGGGGCCUUGAGGGAGGGGCAUGCGGGACCCCUGUCCUCGGGUCCCUCUUUGACUGGAUGUCGGUCAGACAUCAUUUCCCUGGACUGAGUCCCUUGGAUUAUGGAAACUUCACUGAGCAAGUGUGCUGUGGGGUCCAGACCCCUGGCCACUCCAACCCCUCAGGGGGCUUUGGCCAAAGGCCAGAAAGACCUUCAUGGAUGCCUGUUUUUGGCCUUAUCUCUGCCUGACAAGGCCAGCACCCAAAGGGUUAAUAUUUAACCUCUUUUUAAGGACAUUUGGGUUCUAUUUUUGGAAAUGUUCUUUAGAUGGUUGGCACAUUCCUUUGGGUAUGUUAACCUAGGCAGCGGGAGGCACGUGUGUGAUGGGGUGUGAGUUGGGGGAAGGUCUGAAUCCACUAGAGCCUGGGGGUGGGGUGGAGGGCAGGGGCGUUUCUCUUGUCCUCUAGAGCCCUCUCUUCCCCAAACCUAUGGUUCUGUUCCUUCCCCACAUCCAUGGUCUCUUCAUGUCCAUUCCAUUCUCUUCGGCCAGACAGACAAGUGGAGAAGCUAAGACAGGCCGACACAUGGACAGAGAACUCUAUUUUGGGUUGCAGAUUUUUUUGUACAUAAACAAGAAAAACCAAAAUACUCCAAAGAUGACUUCCCCUGCUUCCUACUUCCCAGUGUGACUGCGGACGAGAUAAGGCCUUAGCUCUGAUCCCCAGGGGUUUGGGAGCAGGGCCUGGCCUAUUGCCUGGGUCUCUCUCUAUUUAUAUAUUUAAGUGCACAGUGUUUCCUAUGCUGACCAGCUUGGGCCAUGAGCUUCUAAAGGCCCAUGGCCCCAUGGUUAGGUCUGGUUCAUUCUGCACCUUUUCUGGGAGGUGGGAGGACUUCAUGCUCUCCCCAUUCUCCUUUUUCAGGCUCCUCUGGGGCUUAAGACCUACAUUGUAAUUUUACUUUUUAUUCCCAAAGUUGUAGCAAAGUUCUUAUCCACAAUAAAGGUUGUGAAUGUUC